AUGAGUACCAGAUACGCGAACGAUCUGACGGUGGCAGAGCUGAAAGAGAGACUGAGAGAGUUGGGACUAUCCAGUUCCGGUACUAAGAGCGAGUUAAUAAAGCGUUUAGACGAAUCAGUUCCUUCCGGUGUUUGGACCGAGGAACAACCAGAGGAUCAGGCGACGGGGAACCUGGAAGAAGCCGGUAAUACAGGAGAGAAUGAGAGAGGUACCGGAAACGAGACAUCUUCAGGGCAUCACCCCAGAGACCCGCGCGUAAUCGAGAUGGAGCUGGAGAUCUUGAAACGCGAAAUCGAGAUGCUGAAGACUCAAUCGCGGGCAUCCGCUCGUGUAUCAGAUGCGCAUUACGCAUCGAAUACGGAGAUCAGGUCGACGCAACCUAGAGCAAACAUGAGUGCCAUAGCCGAGCUUCUCGCUACGUUCGACGGUACGACGGGCAAUUUUGACAUCUGGGAGAGUCAACUGAGAAUGCUGAGACGGACCUAA
Molecule: messenger RNA, 486 nt
Organism: Solenopsis invicta (red fire ant)
Lineage: Eukaryota; Metazoa; Arthropoda; Insecta; Hymenoptera; Formicidae
Exons: 1
Coding region: 1-486 (161 amino acids)
Source: RefSeq, a predicted model, not a curated record